This is a messenger RNA of Merops nubicus (carmine bee-eater), 1599 nucleotides long. It is a transcript of the gene ERICH6, whose product is annotated as glutamate-rich 6. The record is from RefSeq and is a predicted model, not a curated record. NCBI's taxonomy places the organism in Eukaryota, Metazoa, Chordata, Aves, Coraciiformes, Meropidae.
AUGGCAACAUCAGGCAGCGUCGGACCCAAGGCAACGCAGGAGCUGCUGGGAAUUGAGGCGUCGCUGCAGACAGAAGCCAGCUGGCUUCACGGACAUGCCUGCCGAACAUCAACCCUGUCAGAAGAGCCUGGCAGCUUAGAUGUCUUGUGCAACACAGAGGUAAAGACUCACCCAGGCUGCCUAAAGGUUUUAUCCCUGAACAAAGAUAUGACUCCACAUUGCAUCUGGUAUUUUCUGUUUGAGUUCAAAGAAGAUUUUGUGAAGCUGUUCAAGAAGUCCUUGCGCACGCUGCCCUCCGUCGGCCUGCCUACACUCCUGGCCUACAGACCCGAAUCCUCCCGAGAGAACACACAGACUGAGACGGAGGAGGACUCUGCCCCGAGGUGCGAGUACUGCGGCAGCCUGCUGGAGCCGUUCCCUGCCGCCGGGGGAGAGGCCUGCCUGCCCCCACAGGGCGAUGAAUUGAAGUUCUGCUGCCAGAGCAGUCGGGAUCUCUAUGAGUUCAUUGUGAAUGAGAGGAGGAACCAUGAGGCCACCUGGAGCAUUCCUGCUGCCAUCAGCCCCCCCAGAUCCCACCGCACUGAAGACAACAGGCUGCUGUCAAAGGAGUGGACAAUGGGAGCACUUUCAUUUUCCAGGCAGCAGGAGAGACAAGUGGCCAGAGAGUCGGCUGUCCGGGCAGCAGAGCCCCCCGGUGCAGCUGAAUGUUUGAGCCAGGCCGGCACCAUUUCCUACCUGCUUUCUCAGGAGCCCCCAUCACCCACGGGCCGGACACUGAUGCCUGGUGAGAAAGCAGCAGAGCCUGAGGAGGAGCCCAUCUCCUGCAGCAUCACCUGCUGUGAUUUUACCCUCGUGGGUGGAAAGGUAGUGAAGAAUGAAUUGUUGGAAAAAUACUACAAACAUGGAGGGAAGUUCCUCACCAUGUUUCCAGAUGGAACAGUGCAGUUACUCUAUCCAUCUGGAAAUCUGGCAAUCAUUGUUGUACGAGAGAAAAACCAGCUUAUUUGCAUAGCGCAGGAGGACAAGCCGAGCGAUGCCAGAAUACAAGCAGUAUUUAACUCCAGUGGCAGAAGUACCUGCUGUUAUCCCAGUGGAGCUGUGUGGAUAAACAUGAAUGUUCAGGGAGGGCAGUAUUUUGACCAAGCAGGCAGCAGGCUGAGAAGGUGGACGUGGCCAAACAGUGUCAUGUCAUCAGGACCCCAGGUCCCACUGAGCCCCAUCUUCAUCUCCCUGAACCAGCAUGUGGGGGUCAGGAUCCUGGGCCAGGACAAAAUCGUUAUUUCCUUCCUCGCCAUGGGGCAACAAGCAAAAUUCAACGUGGGAACCAAAGUGCAGGCAAGCACCGGUGGCCGGCUGCCUCCCCCGGCCCGGCUGGGCCACGAUGAGCUCCUGCUGCUUGCCUUCAGGGUGAGGAUCCUGCAGCUCUUGGAUAGACUACGCGGGUGCUUGAACUUUCCCUCUAACGAGCAACGGGACAAAAUCAAGCCUCCAGCCUACCUCAUCACACAGACUUUAAAGAUCUUACAGCUGUGUGCAUCUUCUGGCGUAAGCGACGAGCUAUGCAGCUCAGUCAGGGCAAAAGUAAAGGCUGAUGUGUGA